UUCAAAAAGAUCCAUCAAUAGAUCUAACAACAAUAUUACGAACAAGAGUUCUCCAAUCCAAAGAAGUCCAAGAUUGUCUACAAAUGUAACUAAGAGACAAUCAUUAGACUUGCAAGCAGAAGACGAUAGUAACACCGAUUCGAGCGGCUCGUUCUUGAAUAAUAAUAAAUCUCGCAGGAAGAGACUUUUUGAAGCCACAGCUUUGACGCCGAAAUCAAAACUUUUGCAAAAUUCACGUAAGAGUGUAACUAAAAAAACCGAAUCUAUUUGAGGAAAUACUUGAGGAAAAUGAUAAUAUUACUGCGAGAGAAAGUAAUGUUUCAGCUGAAGAUAAUCAUGUUUCUUUCAAAGAAGAUGAAAGUGAAAUGAAGAUUGUUGACGUACGUGGAGCUGUAAAAAUGGAAGUAAGUUCACAACCGAGAGAGAAUAGAGCAGCAAGUGAAGAAAAGUCCGACGAUAUAUCUCUCACAUCAUCAUGCGUUGCGAUACAAUUGUUACACGUGCAAGCCGAAGGUAAUGUUGAAGCCAAUUCGAAUGGAUCAUCAUUUGAUAAUAAUAAAUCUCAUAAGAGAUAUUUUGAAACCUCAUCUUUGACACCAAAAUCAAGACUUUCACAAAAUUCACGUAAGAGUAUAACUAAAAAACCGAACCUGUUUGAGGAAAUACUUGAGGAAAAUAGUAAUAUCAGUGUGAGAAAAAGUCGUGUUUCAAGUGAAGAUAAUCAUACUUCUUUCAAACGUGAUGAGUCUAUAAUAAGGAUUGCCAAUGUAAGUCGAUCUGAAGAAAUGGAAAAAAGCCCACAAAUGAAAGGGAAUAGAACUACAAAUAAAAACAAGUCUGACGAUAUAUCUCUCACAUUGUCAAGCGAUCAAGACAAGAGAAGUAAAUCUAAAGAACUUAAUGUAUCAUUGAAACAAAAAAUACACAAGCAACAAACAACAAUCUCGCGAAUUUAUCAAAAUCAAUUUCUCAAAAGAAUACAGUAAUUAAAACACUAGAAAAACAAGCUUG
Molecule: messenger RNA, 1011 nt
Organism: Solenopsis invicta (red fire ant)
Lineage: Eukaryota; Metazoa; Arthropoda; Insecta; Hymenoptera; Formicidae
Exons: 2
Coding region: 366-986 (206 amino acids)
Source: RefSeq, a predicted model, not a curated record